Caenorhabditis briggsae is the source of this 1479-nucleotide messenger RNA. The record is from RefSeq and is a predicted model, not a curated record. The transcript is spliced from 10 exons. The coding region runs from base 1 to 1479 and encodes 492 amino acids. NCBI's taxonomy places the organism in Eukaryota, Metazoa, Nematoda, Chromadorea, Rhabditida, Rhabditidae.
AUGAUAAGUCAAUAUCGGAAUACUGUCAAAUGCUUGAUUUUGGUUUCUGUAAUUGGAUUUAUGGGUCUCAAUUUGUAUUUUCAUUGGAAGGAUACUGUACCAAUAGAAUAUGCAAAGUUAAAGGAUUCAAAUGAGACGACCAGUAUGUCCUCUCCAUCGACUCCAUAUCCCAAAAAACGUCAAAAAUCUGUGGAAUGCCCAUCGGAAUUAUGGAAUCAAGUCCACACGGAUAUCGUUCCAAAUGAAGAUCUCCAUUUGGAUUGGAUUCAAAAAAACAUCUCACGACGGGAUAAUAUAAUGGAAUCGCAGAUUCGUCUGUUGACUGCGUUUGUCUAUCCGGAUCAUAUUUCAAUUACGACCACUAGUCAGAGGAAUUUUGGCCAAAACGCCAGCUGUAUGUACUAUGAUUGUCUGCGAGAAGAGAUUGAAAAUUCGAGAUACGAAUCCGUUUUCUUUCCAAUGAAUGUCAUUCGUUGUCCAAGGAGAAUCGGGGCGAAAUAUGUGUCGAUUGGGUUGGAAGAAAAUGGGAAUGGACCAGAGAAGACACAGGAACCAAUUCCAUUGAUAUAUAGGAAUUUUGGAACCCCAUCCCACCAAAUAUCCGUUUGUGUCGGGCCAAUAUAUGGCUCCGAAAACCGAUGGCUGCAAGUGGCCGAGUUUAUUGAACACUAUAAACUAAUUGGAGUUCGUCAUUUUUAUUUCACAAUUUUCAAUAUAAAUGAGUACGGUAGAAAGAUUUUGGAUGAGUAUCAGAGAACCGGUGAAAUCGAGUUGACCGUAAUCCAAUCAGAAUAUCGAAAUGUGGAUUGGCAGUUUCAUCUUUUACAGAUAAAUGAAUGCCAUCAGAGAAGUAAGCAUCAUUCAAAAUGGGUAAUCAAUGUGGAUAUUGAUGAAAGAUUGGUUAUUUUGGAUCCCAAAAUAAAAUCAGUUCUAGAAUUAUUUAAUGGUUAUAACGAUACAGUUGGAGAGGUGGGAUUCGCGAUUCGAAGGAUCCAGAAGACGGGACAGCUUCCUGAGAAGUAUGAGAGUGAAGAGCAGAUAAUAUCAGAAAUGGAAUUCCUCAAGUACAAUGUGUCAUCUCCAGUGACUUGGGGGGCCUAUAAGACUAUUUAUCGACCGGAGAAGAUUGCUGCAAUGUAUUAUCACUGGGCGUAUCAAAGAUAUCCGGGUAGUGUAGCCGAGUAUGUGAAUAGUGACGUGGCUUUGAUAAGACACUACCGUACCACUGAAUCCAACAUUCUUGGUUCCGGAUGGCUGAAUGAUCCGAAUUAUGCAAACUUCACCAUAGUUCCAAUAGAAGAUUCGAAAUUUGGUAAAAAAUUGGCAAAAGCCGUAUUAGAAAAGAUCAAGUAUGUCUAUGAUCAACGCGUUUUGAAUUGUGAGGAGAUUGCAGACGUACCGUAUCAGGAAUACAAAGAAUUCGGACAUGACAUUUUUAAUUGUAUAUUUCGGAAUGACACAUCUGGUAAUAGGAAAUAG